This is a messenger RNA of Brugia pahangi, 258 nucleotides long. Lineage: Eukaryota; Metazoa; Nematoda; Chromadorea; Rhabditida; Onchocercidae. The record is from the annotation of a GenBank genome assembly.
AUGGUAAAUAUGGAUAUCGAAGCAAUAGCUCGAAAUGAAGCUGCAACAAAAGCAUUAAAUGUCACAAAAAAUAAAGGAUAUGAUGAUAUUAUUAUUUCAGAAAGUAAAUCGUUCAGUGGCAGUAAAAAAGAAAUUAGCCAGAAAAAAGAUAACAAUGUGAUGCAAAAAGAAGAAAAAUGGCCACAACAAUGGCACGAGAAAAUAGAAAAAGCAAUUAUACUGCCCGCAACGGAGGUAAACAAAAGAUAUUCAGGUUAA